AUCUUCGUCGCUCGAAGAGCAACAGAUUGAAGGAGGAGCAGAAGAAGAAGAAGGGAUGAAUGUCGGAGAGUGAAAGAAGGAUGAAGAAGAAACUGCUAGCUUCUUUGUUGACUCUGAGCUGAUCGGACUUUAUGACGGUCCGGCUGCUGAGCACCAUGAGCAGGAAGGACGGCGAGCUGGAGAGUCGCCUCGACGACCUGGUGUCACGCAUCGCCAUGGAGACGCAGGAGAUCAGAGAGCUGGAGCAGCAGCUGACCAGGGGUCAGACGCUGGCCAGCGAGGCUCUGCAGAAGGACCUUCAGGAGGUGAUCUGUGGGCUUCAGGAGUAUCUGAGCGGACUGAGGCAGCAGGUACCGAAGCAUCUGGAGGACGCACAGCUGUCUGCGCUGUGGGCCGAGGCUCAGGCUCUCAGGGACCGACAGGUGGAGCUGGAGGCGGAGCUUCAGCGUCUGAGGGAGGAGCUAAACCGGCUGGUUGGGGAUGUUCAGGUCCAACUGGAUCAGAGUUCUGCCCAGUUUAACCAGACCAGAAUCCAACUGGAGCGGUUUACAGCUGGUCUGUCAGAACCUCAGCAGGACCAGAGGAAACCGAUGCUUAAAGUCAGGAGUGUUCAGCAGCUUGGCGGGUUGACCCAGGAUCUGCAGUUGGACCAGAACCAAGGCGGCAGCUGGAUCUCAAAGGAGAAGCUUCAGGCUCCCAGUCUGCUCUCUCAGGGGACUCUUGACUCGGGUCUGGGCCUGCAGUACUCCAGUUCGCCUGACAGGGGGCAGCAGCGAGGGUGCGUCUGUGGACGAGCGACUCCUCCUGACCCAUCUGAUCCCCCUAGGUGCCCCAGAGGGGUGCUACGCCGUCCUCCAGCAGGGGGCGCUCUGAAGCCAGUGAGCCAGCAGGAUCCAGACCAAGAGAAGAAGCAGCUGAGACGACACAGGAGCGUCCUGCAGGUGUGCGAUGAGCUGCAGUGUUUGGAGCGAACGCUGCUGCGGAGGCGAGCCGAGCUCCGCCGCGCCGACCGGCUGCUGCUGGAGGCCCAGAGCUGCACCAGAACCGCCAGGAGAAACGCUGACACGCUGCAGCUCAGACUGGAGGACGGCGCCUCCUGUCUGCUGGAGGCCGGCCAACGCCUCAGGAAGCUGAAGGAGGAGGCGGAGCUGCUGAGGAGGAAGAAGGAGGAGGAGGAGGUGCGUCUGAGCCAGGUGGAGGAGAAGCUGAGGAGCAGACGGCAGGAGCUCCAGCGGCUCGGAGUAAAGGUCCAUGGAGCUGCAGACAGGCUAGCAGUGCUGCUGUCUGCCUGCGGAGCAGCAGAGGAGCAGCUGGCCCCGCCCACCUGCCAGGUCCAGAGGGAGGAGCAGCAGGUUCAGCUCAGAGGGAGGAGGUCUGCCGGUUCUGGAGUCCAUCAGGAGGAGGAGCAGAAGCUGGUCCGACUGAAGGCGGAGCUCAGGUCCCGCAGAACAGAGCUCAGGGAGGUUCUGCAGGAGCUGCUGGUGGAGCAGCAGGUUCUGGAGGAGGUGAAGUCCAAACGGACCCAGACUCUGCAGCAGCUGCAGGAGGCGAGGGAGGAGCUGCAGAGGAUAAGGAGCGAGGCAGAGGAGAAACAACAGGAGCUGAACAAGCAGUGGAGCGUCAGGAGCUGAUGGCGGAGGAGGGGAGGCCCAGCGACCCGAACCCAGAACCGCCCCAAUGACCCAGGAGGAGGGGCUAAGGAGAGGGAGGUGCCAGAGAGGCUCUAACCAAUCAGCAGCAGUAACAUCAUCACCAAUCAGCGUAAAGCUCAUCAUCAUGAGGAACCAUCUGCGGUCAGCAGGUGGCGCCAAAGGAGCAGACGGGAACCAGAACCGGGUUUGGAUCUUUAAUCAACAUUAGCUGCUCAAAAUGGGGUUCUGAGUCCAGUUC
Messenger RNA from Cyprinodon variegatus (sheepshead minnow), 1890 nucleotides. RefSeq names its product centriolin (gene cntrl). The transcript is spliced from 13 exons. The coding region runs from base 132 to 1631 and encodes 499 amino acids. NCBI's taxonomy places the organism in Eukaryota, Metazoa, Chordata, Actinopteri, Cyprinodontiformes, Cyprinodontidae. The record is from RefSeq and is a predicted model, not a curated record.